Messenger RNA from Pseudoliparis swirei, 4039 nucleotides. RefSeq names its product immunoglobulin-like and fibronectin type III domain-containing protein 1. The record is from RefSeq and is a predicted model, not a curated record. Gene Ontology annotation, molecular function: protein binding. Lineage: Eukaryota; Metazoa; Chordata; Actinopteri; Perciformes; Liparidae.
AUGUUUCGAAGAGCCAAAGUGUCGGAUGGGACAGCCAUCGGCCAAGUGGGCAUAAAGAAGAAAUCGAGGGUCCCCGGGGUGAUGAUCACGCAGUUCAUCGAGACGCUGCCAGAGGGGAAGAGCCAUCCAGACUUCACCCGCAAGCCGAUUGCUUUGACCAUACAAGAGGGCAAAUUUGCUUACUUUAAAGCGAUCGUCACUGGAGACCCACAGCCGACCGUGACGUGGAGCAGAAACAAUGGAGAUGUGUCCGAUACGUCAAGAUAUCAGACUAAAUAUGAUCACAAUUCCAAUGAACAUACAUUUGAGAUGCUAAAUGUUAUGCCGGCUCAAGCCGACACCUACAAAUGCUUUGCCAAAAAUGAAUACGGGCAAGCCAUUGUGACAGUUGUUCUGAACGUGAUUGCCGUUGGUUUCCAAAAGAACAAAGCCCAGAAGGAAGCAGCCGAUGCCCCCGGUGGGAAUUUUAAAACCAUCCUAAAAAGGAGACGUAACAUCCGUCCGAAAUCCGAGCAACCUGAGAGAAAAGACGGAGAGAUCGAUCCGAAAUUUUGGGAGAUCUUAAUCAGCUCUGACAAGAAAGACUACGAGAGCAUCUGUACCGAGUUUGGAGUGACCGACUUUCGUUGGAUGCUCAAGAAACUUAAUGAAAUGAAGAAAGAAAGGGAGGAGGAACAAGCUGAGUUUGUGAGCAACCUGUCCAACCUGAGACACAUCGAGGUCAAUGCGGACGGCACUGCAUCCUUUGAGAUCGACAUGGACCUCAUUGAGCCAAGCAGCUCGAUAUUCCUGUACAAGGAUGGUGAGAUGAUUCCGUACACAAAGGAGUUGGGAGAUCAGUUGAAGCACAGUCUUAAAAAAGUGGGAAAAAAGUAUAUUUUCAGUUUGAGGGACCUCAUGCAAGGCGAUGCUGGACUGUACCAGCUGGAUGUAGAGGAUGUGAAUAUCUUUUCCACCGAUUUUAAAAUCCCCAUGGUGGACUUCUUGGUGAAGAUUCAGGAAGUGAAGGCAACAGAGAGAGAAGAUGCUGUGUUCGAGUGCGUGCUGUCCAAUCCCUUCUCGAAGAUUUUGUGGUUUGGCAAGAAUUUACCGCUGGAACAAAGCGAUAAAUAUGACGUCGAGGUGUCAGAAGACAAGCUCAUUCACAGGCUGGUGGUCAAAGACUGCUUGAUCGUUGACAAGGGAAUUUAUUCCGUCUGCGCAGGAAUAAAAUCGUGCAACGCAUGGCUUGUUGUUGAAGCCGAUAAAGACGCACAAAAGGGCAAAAAAACAGCGAGGAAAACCACGAGGGCCGGGGGAUCGGGGAUGGACCUGCAGAAGGUUGCCGAAGAGCAGCAAACUAAAUUAGUGAAGGAGAGAGCAGAAAGAAAAGAGCAGAUUAAAGCUGCGGCGGCUGCACCUCCACCUGAAGCUCCUCCAGCUGCUGCGCCCAUCCCGGCUGAACCGGAGGCAACAAAAGACGCAGAGCCAAGAAUCGGAGGCGAACCAGCAGCGGUGGUGGAUCCACCGGUUGUGGAGGUAGAAAGCACCGAGCCUGGAGUGACCUGUGGACUUUCUGAUGUUUAUGUUCUUCGUGGAAAUCCGGCUGAAUUCACGGUGAAGAUGAACAUAGACUGCGAUGGCAGCUGGUUCAGAGACGGAGAGCAGUUGAACUCCGGUGCUGGGAUCACCGUGAGGAAAGACGGAACCUCUCACCAGCUGACGAUGCAAAGCUGCAAAGACGACGACGCUGGAGUUUAUCGUUUUGCGUCAGGGGAUCACAGCACCCAAGGAAAGGUCACUGUCGGAGGCGUACCUGAAUUCGACCCCGACGACCUCUACAAGUUCUCCAAACCUGUGAUUGUGCGAGUCGGCCAGAACGCCGCUUUCAAGAUGCCUUUUGCUCCUCAGGAGUCGUUGGCGGUCAGUUGGUUCAAGGACGACGCGGAGAUCAAAGGCGGAGGAGGAGUCAAGAUCGUGAGGGAGCCCAACCACAGCCGGCUGCUGCUCAGAGACUGCCUGCGGACAGACGCAGGGGAAAUAAAGAUCCAACUCAAAAACCCAUUUGGGGCUGUGGAGGCCACAUCGAAGUUUAUUGUGCUUGAUCGGCCCAGUGCUCCGGAGGGUCCAGUGGAGACGGUUGAAACCACCUCGUCUUUAAUCGAGAUUAAAUGGAACCCUCCCAAAGACGACGGCGGCUCCGCUGUCACCAACUAUAUCAUCGGGAGGCAGCAGGCGGGACAAGCGCUGCGGACCAAACUCGGGGACGUCUCGGCGGACAAGACCUCCAUCAGAGACAGGAAUGUGACCCACGGAAAGAAAUACAACUACCGCAUCUACGCGGAAAACCCCGAAGGCCUCAGCGACGCCCUGGAGACCGCCGAUAGCAUUAUGGCUGGCAUAAUGAACUGUCAUCCCUUAUUACUCUCCGGUCCCCCUGGUGGCCCCAAAGUGGUCGGUGCCUCUAAAACCUGCAUCAACUUGACAUGGACCGCCCCAGAGGACGACAAGGGAGUACCCGUCAGUUACCAAUUGGAAAAACGAAAGAAGGACACCAGUCUGUGGAUCGCCCUGAAUGCACUUAAUGAACCGAUUGAAGAAACAAGCUACGCAGUGAAAGAGGUCACUGAGGGAGCCGAGUACGAGUUCAGGGUUUCAGCACUUAACGAGUCCGGAUCAGGGGACCCGAGCCCUCCCUCUGCAAUGGUGUGCGCAAAAAACCCCAACAUGAGACCUUGUUUUAAAGACCCGGAGGACUUCAUUGUUUUCCGAGCAGGAAAUUUGGCACGUGUCAAAAUGUGCUAUGUGGCUGAACCUCCACCUCAGAUCACUUGGCUGAAGGAUGAUGAGCCAAUAUCCCCGUGGAUUAAUAUCAUCAAUACAGAGGGAAUGUCUCAGCUCGUUAUCCCCUCGUCGAAGCGCUCAGAUUCGGCCAUUUACACCAUUCAAGCCAAAAACUCUGUGGGCGAGGCGUCAUGUGACAUCGAGGUCAGCGUCACAGAUGAACCCAAAAUUCCAGGCGCUGUGGAGCUGGAGCAAACGGUCCACGGCAAAGUGUCUCUGUCAUGGGCUCCUUCUCCAGACGAGGAGCUCGACAACCGCCUUUACUACGUGGUGUCUCAAUGCGACUCCAACACCAGAGUGUGGAAGAACGUAGCAGACCGCCUCUUCACCAACACAUACACAGUCAACAAUAUCCUUCACGGGGUACAGUACCACUUCCGGAUCUACGCCAAGAACGAUAUGGGCCUCUCGGAUCCGUCGCAGUCGCCCACGUGGGGCGUCAACAGCAACAGAGUUCCAAAACCUUCAAAUGGAUGUAAUUCAUCAGCUCUCAGCUUUGAGAGGCCUCCAUCCGUCUUGGUGCCUCUGAAAGUCCACACACCACCGACAGGAUACCAGCUCUACAUGACGUGUGCUGUGCGGGGGUGCCCUACGCCCACUGUGUCCUGGUACCUGAACGACGUCUGCAUCAACUUUGACAACCACUACUACAUCACCAACUCGUUUGGCGUGUGCUCCAUGUACAUCCUCAGAGUCCGAUCAAAAGACAGCGGCGUCUGUAAAGUGGUCGCCGUCAACUCGUUCGGCCAGGCGGAGUGCUCUACGAAACUUAUCGUUAGAGAUUAAAAUUCAGCAGCCUCUUCUCACACUGACAUAUUCUGGACAAUAAGGAGGGUGGAUGCUUUUUGUUUUACUACAUAGACCGCAUUAAUUUAUUACCUUCGCAUUGAAAAUGCGGAAGGUUAUGUUUUGAUCGCUGUGUAUUUAUUUGUAUGCGUGUUAUUCGCAUAACUCAAAAAGUAUUAAACCGAAUCGCAUGAAAUUUGGUGGGAUGAUUGGUUAUUAUCCGGGGACCAUUUGAUUAGAUUUUGGGAUCGAUCGGGUCAAGGUCAUGAAAAGGUCAAAAUCUUCUUUCUACCAUAGCGAGGUCAAUUUUUAUCCAAUUGGCAUGCAACUAAUGCCAAAAUGUGGCUGUGGCGAAGGUAUGCGCUCUACCGAGUGCCCAUUCUAGUUUGAAAUGGGACAAUUUACAAUUGAAAUAAUAGUGAACCAGUGA